Monodelphis domestica (gray short-tailed opossum) is the source of this 7902-nucleotide messenger RNA. RefSeq names its product glycosylphosphatidylinositol-anchored high density lipoprotein-binding protein 1. Gene Ontology annotation, molecular function: chylomicron binding; acetylcholine receptor inhibitor activity; lipase binding. NCBI's taxonomy places the organism in Eukaryota, Metazoa, Chordata, Mammalia, Didelphimorphia, Didelphidae. Gene Ontology annotation, biological process: positive regulation of lipoprotein lipase activity; triglyceride homeostasis. The record is from RefSeq and is a predicted model, not a curated record. Gene Ontology annotation, cellular component: plasma membrane.
GCUAGAACUUGGAAUCAAGUUGGUCUUCUGUCUACCUUUCUCUAUCUAUACUAGUGGGAAGAGGAGAAGCCUGAACCACUUGUCCCCCUUAGCCUGUCUGUAGCCUGGAAUCCCAGGGAUGCCCUCAUCCCUGUUCUUGGGCCAAACCCAACCUGGCAGGCCCUCAUAUGCAAACAUAACACCCCAUAAACUCUGUAUGUAUUUCAUAGGCUAUCAGAACUGGAAAGAGUCUCAGAGGCGAUCUUAAACAACGUCCUCAUUUUACAAAGGAAGAAACUAUAACCUGGAAAGAAGGUUAUGCAAUGAGUUACUAGGACAAUGGUGAAGGGAACUGUAUACUGAUCAAAAUGCUCUUUUGACCCUCAUGAUAGGUUUGUGAGGCAGGAAGGCAGGCAGGGAUUAUUAUGCCCAUUUUACAUAUGAAGAAACUGAAGUUCAAAGUAAAAAGUUCCUUUAUCCAAGGACCCGAAGUGCUUACACCUGGGACUUUGGUCUUCUAAGUCUCAAGCUCAGGCUCUUCCAACUACCCCCUAACAUUUCUCCCCUGACCAGGAUGCUCCCGGCCCUCAGAUAGAGAGGGUGUCGGGAGCUUGCCAUACUGAAGACCGAGAGGAAGACAGAUAGAUGCUGGUGCUGCUUACUGGCAAAGGAGAAUUCCCCAUGGAUGCAGUGGAAUGGUGCAACGGAAAAGAUGCUACAUCUUGAAUCAGAGGAUCUGGAGUCAAAUUCUACCUCCACUCCUUGCUAUCUGUGUGGCCUUGAGCAAGUCAUUUACCCUAAAACUGGAUUAUCUCUAUGCAGUUACUGCCAUUGUGAGGGCUGAGGGUGGAAGGGUAUAAGGACACAAGAUUUGUAAGGAGGCAGAUGAUCAUGCCAACUGAUCUGCACUGAUUGUGCCAAUUGUAGAGUGGCAUACCUUUCAGAGAAUAAAAAGAGGGGCCCAUACUGGCGUGGUUAUUAAUGGGUUUUAUUAGUAAUGAAUGGGUUAAUUGGGGGAAUAUACUAUUAAGAUGCCUGGGUGGCAGCAAGGCCAAAGUAACAUGGUGGACCCCUGCCACCAACCCUAGCCUGGGUCAGAUAUUAUAUAGAAACAGAACAAAGAGAGGCAUGGGGCCAGGGAUGGCACAGGGUCACGUGCAAGUCUUCCCAAGGGAUAGCUGGAGUUUCUUUUGCUGCUUACAUUUUCUGUGGAGUCCUAGGUCAUGUUCUUACUCUGGCUUCCCCUGUACAGGGGGGAGAAAGUGAAUGCAAGGGACAUUUAGGAGAAAGUCACCAGGACACAGAGGCUGCAGGCUGGCCUGGUCCUGUGGACAUAGCAGCGAACCAGGAGAGUGCAUAUUCUGUGUGGGAGUAGAGGGGUGACUAAGGAGAGACAGUCCCUGCAGCUUUAUAAGGAAGUGCGCUUACAGGGGACAGGAAGAGCUCUUGAGAACAGAGCCUGAGCCAGAGGCAGAGCCUUCAGAAUAACCUGGCAGGGGGAAAGUAAGAGCAGCCCAGGCGAGGACCGCAAAGACCUUCGGGGACUGGCUGCUGUCCCAGCUAAAAGACAGGCUUCAGGAAGUACAGAGCUGGACCUCAAGGGCUGUCCUGUUGGGAUGAGGGUCUUUAUCACCCUCCUGUUGGCUGCUCUGCUGUGCCUAAAUCAAGGGAGUGGACAGAAGGAGAAAAAGUGGGCCGAUGAAAACAAAGAUGACUAUGAUGAGUAUAAGGAAUAUGAUGAAAGCGAUGAUGAUGAUGAUGAUGAUGAUGAUGAUGAUGAUGAUGAUGAUGACGACGACGACGAUGACGACGACACCAAAAUUAAACACAUUCCCUAUGAAGGCUCUCUGGAAUGCUACACCUGUAAAUCAGUGCCCAAUGAGGAGAGCUGUAAUAAGAUCCAAACCUGCCCAUCUUCUAAAGCCUUCUGCAAAACCAUCAUCUCCAGAGGGAAUGCAGAGUCCAACUUCUUCACCACCUACUCAGCGUGGUGCUCAGAUACCUGCCAAGAAGCCACCAAGAUCAUCGACGGGACUCACGUGACCGUGUCCUGCUGCCAGUUUGACUUGUGCAAUCCCUUGUGGGUAAAAGGCCGAGUCCCAAGACUGAAAUCAAAGGGCUCGUGUGAGUGUGGGGGCAUGCUGCUGAGUGUGGGGACGGCCAUCCUGCUCGUGCUGGGGAGAGACCCAUGAAAGGACACCCCAGGCCUUCACUCUGCUGUCGGCCCUCCCUACCUCCGGAGCCCUGACUCUGCUUCCACCCAGCCUGGGGAAGAGCUCUUGGGCCCUUCUCCCCCGGCCCCUGUUCUUUGUUUCCCAAGUGCUGCAUUCUACUCAAAUCAUUCUGUUGCUGUUCAGACCUCUGACAUGCUAGGCUCUAAAGGCCUUUCCAUGGCGUAUGUUCUCAGGUCCCUUCCAGUUCUCAUGUGCCAUGUCCAUGAUCUAACUUCUCUCGCUGCUCUGAUUUUUCCGUGUUCUAUGUUCUGAGGUGUCUCCUAGCUCUAACAUGAUGGGAGGGGACCCAAGGAAGGAGGAAGCUUCCCUCAGGCCAGCUUGUCUGUCUCCAAGAGACCACAGAAAUGUGCAGACUUCUAGGACUGUACUCCAGUCUCCCUGCCUGGGUCUCCCUGUAGGGAAGAAGAGAGGCGUAGGUGAUGAGGGGCAAUCUGGAAGCAAGCUCCUAUAGCUUGGUGCUGGCACUGCCCUUCUUUAAUGCCGUCUAUCCAAAAGGGAUUGUAGAACAAAGGUCUAAUGUGGGUUUGGUGGUGGGGAGAGUCAUAAAAGAACAAAAUGUUUCCUGGGCUAUUCAUUUUUGAUAGAAAUCCCACAGACCUCAAAGCAUUUUAAUCCUUAUUGUCUAUCCUCGUGCCCAGAGCACUGAUUUCUUGCAAUAAAGUUUUGGUUCAUUGGCAGCAGGAUUCAAACUCUCCAGUGACACCAGCAGCUGGCAGAUCCCUGCUCCUCUCCGUGACCUAUUUCCUCAACUUUAAAGGGAGAGAAUUGGACUGUGGUUUGUAAGAUCUCUUCCUGCUCUGUCAUCCUACCUGCCUGUUGGCCCAGCCAGAACUAGAAAUAGGCAAGGUAGGCAGCUGGCUGGGGUAUAACAUGCAAGGGUCAGAGGCAACAAGGGACACUUUUUCAUAUAACUUUUUGCAAAUGUAUAUAUAUUUAAAGCCAAAAAUUUAUACUCUAUAAGUUAUUAGGAUUGAUUUUUGUAACAAAUGAGUGCCUGGGCAUUUUAGUGAAAGUAUAAGAAGGCAGUAGCACAUAUUGGGGGGGACCAUUCUCAAAAUUUGUCAGAGAUUCACAAACACUUUAUGGUUUCUCCAGGUUACAUGUUAAAGAAUUCAGAGCUGGAAGGGACCUUAGAGAGGUCCAAAUCUCCCCAACCCCAUGUUAUUUAUUCUUUUUAUUCUAUAAUGUGAAGAGAUAUUUUGUUAUAACACAAUAGCUGUUACCCAGCAAACACCCAAACCCAUUUACAUAGUACAUUCCUUGAAAGACAGCUUAUCAAUUGUUUCUCCCCAUGCAAUAACUUUUAUUUAUGUAUUUUUAAUAUCAGAACUUUUUCCUAGUAUACCACCUCCCCAAUGAUUUUUCUCUUUUAACAAAGAAAAAUUGAAGUGAAACCAUGAAGUAGCUAUGCAGUAGUACAUAUAUUUUUCCUCACCUGUACUGCUCCACCUCUCUGCUCAAAGGAAGAAAAUGGUUUCCUCUCUUUUCUAUUGGACCAGGAUUAGUCAGUGUAAUUAAUAUAACAUCAGGGGGGCAGCUGGGUAGCUCAGUGGAUUGAGAGCCAGGCCCAGAGAUGGGAGGUCCUAGGUUCAAAUAUGGCCUCAGACACUUCCCAGCUGUGUGACCCUGGGCAAGUCACUUGACCCCCAUUGCCUAGCCCUUACCACUCUUCUGCCUUGGAGCCAAUACACAGUAUUGACUCCAAGACGGAAGGUAAGGGUUUAAAAAAAAAAAAAUAUAUAUAUAUAUAAAACAUCAGGAGCUUUUUGACAUUGUUUUGUUUACAUUAUUGUAGUCAUAUGUGUUAUUCACUUGGCUCUUCUCUUUUCACUCUGUUUUAAUUCAUAUAAGUCUUCCCAUGUUUCUCUGAAUUCUGUAUAUUUGUCAUUUCUUAUAGAGUAAUAAUAUUCUAUUAUGUUCAUAUACUACAAUUUAGUCAGUAAUUGCUUUAUUGAUGGACAUUCACUUUGUUUCCAAGGUCCUUGCUACCACAAAGAAAGCUACUUUGUUAUAUAUGAUUAUAUAUUGUCAUUGACUUGUAUGAAUAGGUAUAUAUAGGCCCUCACUGUGUCAAAAGACAUGAAUAAUUUAGAGGCUUUUUCACAUAAUUCCAAAUAGUUUUCUAUAAUCAAUCCCUUUGCUUUAUAGGUGGAGAAAAACUGAGGCCUAGACAAAGUAAAUUACCCAAGGUCACACAUGACGUAGAUUGUAGAGGCAAGAUUCAAAUCCAUAUACUUGAUUCACAACACCAUGUUGAGUUCAUCUGUGAGAAGGAGGGACAACCCUACCUAUCACAUACCAGGAAUAAGAGCAGUCACAAGACCUGAGGGGAGAAACCAUCCUAAGAAAUGUGGGACAGGGUCCAAAGCUUCGAUGUAAACCAGAGGCUAUUCUGUGACAUAUCAGGGUGUUCACAGGAUAACAGAUGAUACUCAACUGGUGCCAGUAAGGACAUGAAAUCAGAGAGUAAAGAGUGAAAUAACAGUGGUAGCUUCCAAAUCUAUGGAGCAUUAAAUUCAAUUGAUAUUGCAUUCUAAAUUUUGUGUCAUAAAUCAAACCUAAAACCCAAGGAGUAAAAUCUUACUUAAAAACCUUAGAUAGAACAAGAUGAGUUAAUUCACAGACAAAGGAAAUAUUUCCUUUCUAUGCUUCUUUCUAUGUCCAUCAGAAAUUCCCCUUCCUCUUUCUGAAAGUCCCCUCCCUCUUCCCCUAUUUUCCUAUAACCCAUAUCUUUAAAAUUUUCCAACUGACAACCUCACAACAACUCUGUGAUGCAGAGAGUUCAAAUUUAGUAUUCCCUUUUUGCAAAGGAGGAACUGCACUUCUGGGAAGUUGUGAUUUAUCCAUAAUCAAACAGGAGGCAAAUGUUAGCAGAUUUGAGCUUAGAUUUCCUAACUCCAAGGCCAGUAUUCUUUUUCACCCUUCCUUUCAAGCUAACCAAACAUGGGAUCCAAAAUGUGGGUGGUGGAGCUUAAUAAUAAUAAAAAACAGUAAUGGGUACAAAUUAUGCAAGGAAGUUGUGGAACUGUGCAAAACAUUCCUCAGCUGAAAAGAAUUUAGCAACUAAUCUCAAAAAAAAUGGAGGUAAGAGAAAGAGGAAUACAAUGGGAAAGGGGGAGGAAGAAGAAUAGGCACACAAGGAAAUACUUUUACAAUAGAGGGGGAAAUGGGACAAUACUUGAACCUCCUUCAUCUGAACUGGUUCAAUGAGGGAAGAAUAUACAUUUAUAAAAACUCAGUUGGAUACAGAAAUCUAUUUUACCCAACAGAGAAGAAGAAGGGAAUAAAAGAAGGGACAUUGCUAGAAAGUGGGGUGGAUUGUGGGAGGAAAUGGUCAGAAUCAAAACAGAAUUUUGAGGAGAGAUAGGGCAGAAAAAGAGGAAGAAAGAAGGACAAGCGGAAGAAAAUUGACUGGAGGAAAAAAUGCAGUUAGUAUUCAUAAGUGUAUAUGUGAGUAGAAUGAAUUAACCCAUAAAACAAAAUCAAAUAGCAGAAUAGUUUAGAAACCAGAAUCCAACAUCAUAUUUACAAGAAACACACUAAAAACAAAAAGACAUACACAGUUAAAAUAAAGCAUUGGAAGCAGAAUCUGUUAUGCUUUAGCAGAAAAAAAGGCAAUAGCAAUCAUGAUCUCUGACAAAGCAAAAGCAAAAAGAUACUUAAUUUGAAAAGAUAAUCAGGGAAACUACACUUGCCAAAAGUUGCCAGAGGCAAAGAAGUAAUGUCAAUGCCAACAUAUACAAAAAUAUUAAUACUGAUAUUUGCACCAAUAUAUGUAUAGCACCUAAAUACUUAAAGGUAAAGUUGAAUGAAUUACCAGGGAAACUAGACAAUAAAACUAUAUUAGUAGGAUACCUCAAUUUUCCCUUCUCAGAACUAAAUAAAUCUAACCACAAAAUAAAUAAGAAAGAAAGGAGAUGAACAGAAUUAUAAAAAAGACAUUAUAGAAAACUAAAAUUAUGCAAGGAAAUAGUAGAACUGUGCAACAUGUCCAUCAAGUUAUAAAAAAUGUAAACUUUAAAUUACUCCACCCUACUUAAUCUAACAACACCAGGAAUGUCUACACCCAUACUUAAGGAUUAAGUAUUUAGGAAAAUGGCCUUUGAUAGACAUGUGCUAGCAAAUGACAAAUCAGAAACAGCUGGCAGACCCCUGGGCUGUCCUAAGUCAAGCUAAAGCUAACAUUAGUACAGAUGAGACACAGGAAAGUGAUGUAAAACUGUUUAUAUAUUUGGCAUCACUUCCUCUCUUGGGUCACUUUCCCUGGAGAGGUGGCUCUGGCUGGCAGCAUGCUAAGCAUUCCAGCAUCUUGGUGUGAAGCUGUUGUCCGGUUUGGCAGUGAAUUUUCCUUGAUACUAUACUGGGAGAAGUUGAGUAGCUAGUUCAGGUUCAGGCAUCCUGGCUGAGCCCUCUUGGAGUUUAGGCUGAUUCCUUUCUCCUUUACCUUCCAACACUAUCCUCUUAGAGAAAGCCUCUAAUCUUUCCCCUGGCAAAGGCCAGGCAGGAGAAAUCCUACAUCUUUCCUUCUCCCUUCUUCUUAAAUUCUUUCCUCUAUAUUAUUUAAAAUCACCAUAAAUUUCCAGCUGAGUUGGGUAUUUUAUUUGGGAUAUCCCCUGGCGACCAAAAUUAAUUUAGUUUAUGUCACAACCCUAAAAUUAUCCUCACAGUCUGGCAAUCACGAAAGGAUGAUGAGAACCCUCAAAUUUCUGUGAAAUCUCUUUCUUUUCUCUCUUUAUUACUUGCUUAAGUCAGUCAGUCUUUUAAACAGCUAACUUGGCUUCAAAACACAGCUGCUAGAGCAGGUGAGUAUAAAACAUCUUUUUUUUUCUCUCUUUCCUCCUUAAUUUGAAUUGAAAAGAGCCAUGUUUUUUCAAAACCUAAAAGUGGCAGGACUAGGGAAGCUGUUUACUAUGAAUCCCCUUUCCCUUAGGGAACAAACAACCCAAUUAGGCAACCUUCACUGACAAUACUGCCUAGAUUACUCUUAAUUAGCAGUGAGGGAAAAUUGGAGGAAGUAUUGGCCUUAUCCUGCUCCCCAUGUGUCUCUAAUUUUAAAAUUAAAUUUAAAAAAAACUUAUGAGGCCUGCUAGGAAAAUUUACAACAAAAUAAGACCCUUGGCAGUAGAGCCAUCAACUGACAAAAGGCAAAAUUACAGGCAACUUAAUGUUUGACUUUAGGAAUAUGUGGUUACAGCCAGUUCACAACUUAGUUAACAACUGGCUUUUCAGUAAAGACAUUAUUCCUUUUACAGUACAAACAUUGUUCUUUGUCUACUUCAUAAUCCCAGACUAUGUAUGGCAAUAGCUAUACUCUACACUGCUCCUGGUUGGGAUUUUACUUGUUGGAGCUGUAAUACUGCAUCUAUUUUUCUCUAAGAGAAAUCUGGAAAACACCAUACAUAAGCUAGAGAAUCAGAUAGUCAGUCUCCCCUUGAAAAACCCAUUUCCCAAUCAAACUGACCAAUUGUCCCUUCUACUACUCAACAACAUGUGGAACUAAAUACUCGGCUUGAACUUGUAGAGGAAAGUUUGGGGGAGCUCAUAGCUUCUAUAAAAAGGAUUAAAAGAGAUUUAAUAAUAUCCCAGAAUAGGAGUGACUUCUCUCUCCAUACUUCCUCAUUAUCAGAAUCUCUGUCCCACCCUGCUCUGGACAAUAUAGCUCCUAGUUCACAAACAAGCCCCUCCCACA